This is a messenger RNA of Enterobius vermicularis (human pinworm), 372 nucleotides long. The record is from the annotation of a GenBank genome assembly. NCBI's taxonomy places the organism in Eukaryota, Metazoa, Nematoda, Chromadorea, Rhabditida, Oxyuridae.
AUGUACGGUGGACGACUGAUACCACCACGAUAUUUUGGUGAAAUUACCAAUGAUCACAGCACACUUCGUUCUAGUAGAUCUCAUGAAAGUCUUCUUGGCUAUUCGACAACCAGUCAUAUGAUUGAUCUAGGUGCUCCAGAUGCUCGAGUUCAUUCAGUUCACCCUUCAGUUCUUGAUGUUCCAAAUUGUUUUAAAGUCGCAAAUACCUAUUAUGCUUGUCGAACACCUCAUGAAAGAAAUCAAUGGAUUGAAAAGUUGGUUGAAAUAUUCAUUAACAUGACUGCUUUUGCGCUAAUAAUUAACAGCUACGCAUGUAUGAUAGCCAAGCAAAGUUUUAUGCUGAUAAAAUUACCAUCAAGUUCUAUAAUUUAG